GAGAUCUCUUGGAUUUCUUAUCUUUUCCUCUUCGUUAUCCCUCUUGAGUUCGAGUGUUCCACCGACCUCCCUGACAUCCUAACAGAGACACAGGGAGAGACCAUGGCGACCACACUCGGCCUUCUAAACCUCCCUGCCCUUUCUCAUAAACCUAUUCAAACCCAGCUUAAGCUGCCAUUUCUCUCCAAACCAUCGAAAACCCAUCUAUCAGAACACUCAAAUCACACACCAGAACACCUCAAUCAACAGUUCCUACAGAUCAUCCACCCCCUCAAAUCGGUUCCCCUCCCACUCACAGCUCUCACAUUGCCCUUCUUGGCAGACUCAAAGGAUGCGCUUGCAGUUAGUGGGGAAUUUGGGAUUCUGGAAGGUCGAACUUUUGCGCUUAUACAUCCGCUAGUAAUGGCAGGAUUGUUCUUCUACACGCUGUGGGCUGGGUAUUUGGGCUGGCAAUGGCGACGUGUAAGGACGAUCCAGAACGAGAUCAAUGAGCUCAAGAAGCAGGUUAAGCCUGCCCCGGUUACAGUACCAGAAGGGGCGGCUGAUGCUACGGCGUCGGUUUCACUUUCGCCUGUGGAGGUCAAAAUUAAAGAGCUCACUGAGGAGAGGAAGGGGUUGUUGAAGGGUUCCUACAGGGAUCGACACUUCAAUGCAGGUUCUAUACUUUUGGGGUUUGGGGUGUUCGAGGCAGUUGGUGGAGGCAUCAAUACCUGGUUUCGAACAGGAAAGCUGUUUCCAGGACCCCAUUUAUUUGCAGGAACAGCAAUCACAAUAUUAUGGGCAGCUGCAGCAGCUCUUGUUCCUCAAAUGCAGAAGGGAAGCGAGACAGCGAGAAAUCUCCAUAUUGCCUUGAAUUCUUUGAAUGUUCUACUCUUCAUCUGGCAAAUCCCAACAGGAAUUGAGAUUGUGUUUAAAGUGUUUGAGUUCACAAAAUGGCCUUGAGUUCAAUACCACAAACAUGUGAUCUCACUUGCUCAUUCAUCUUUCUCUUUCUUCUGUAUUUGCAGUUUCAUGGUGACUUGCUGUAAAUUCAUUUUUCCAAUCAAACUGGAAAAUAACAUCACAACGUAUAUAAGAAACCUUAUGCAGAUAUUCAUAUACAGGAUAUGUUAUGGGAUAAAGAAUGGUAUUUGAAUU
This is a messenger RNA of Macadamia integrifolia, 1137 nucleotides long. RefSeq lists its product as uncharacterized. Bases 103 to 942 code for a protein of 279 amino acids. The record is from RefSeq and is a predicted model, not a curated record. The transcript has 4 exons. Gene Ontology annotation, cellular component: chloroplast thylakoid. NCBI's taxonomy places the organism in Eukaryota, Viridiplantae, Streptophyta, Magnoliopsida, Proteales, Proteaceae.